CCCUAGGGGAGGACGUGGCCGGGUUGGGCCUCCAGCGAGGCGGAGACCGGCCCGGGCGCCCGCAGCUCUGCGCAGUGCGCCACGCCUUCUGCCGGCACCCGCGGCCCUGCACUCCGGUAGACUUCAUGGCGCUUAGUCGCGCGGAGCCUUUUGGAGAACGCUGUCCGGGGGUUCCUGUCACUCCGAGGACCUAGGCUGCUUGCAGCUCCUGUUCCGAACCCUGCCAGGACAUCCACAAUAGUGUUGGGCUCCGCGCUUCCCAGGCGACGUGAUUAAGCCAAGAUCUCUGUAGAAACAUCGUUUCCAUCCAGCCAUCAACAGUAUUUUUUUUUUUUUUUCGAGACGGAGUCUUGCUCUGUUGGCCAGGCUGGAGUGCAGUGGCAUGAUCUCGGCUCACUGCAACCUCCGUCUCCCGGACUAAAGCAAUUAUCCUUCCUCACCCUUCCGAGUAGCUGGAAUUACAGGUGUCAAGCUAGGGAUGCGGUCCAUUCCCAUUGCCACUGCUUGCACCAUUUACCAUAAGUUCUUUUGCGAGACCAACCUGGAUGCCUAUGACCCUUACCUGAUUGCCAUGUCUUCAAUUUACUUGGCCGGCAAAGUGGAAGAGCAGCACCUGCGGACUCGUGACAUCAUCAAUGUGUCCAACAGGUACUUUAACCCAAGCGGUGAGCCCCUGGAAUUGGACUCCCACUUCUGGGAGCUCCGGGACAGCAUCGUUCAGUGUGAGCUUCUCAUGCUGAGAGUUCUGCGCUUCCAGGUCUCCUUCCAGCAUCCACACAAGUACCUGCUCCACUACCUGGUUUCCCUCAAGAACUGGCUGAACCGCCACAGCUGGCAGCGGACCCCUGUUGCCGUCACUGCCUGGGCCCUGCUGCGGGACAGCUACCACGGGGCGCUGUGCCUCCGCUUCCAGGCCCAGCACAUCGCCGUGGCGGUGCUCUACCUGGCCCUGCAGGUCUACGGAGUUGAGGUGCCCGCCGAGGUCGAGGCUGAGAAGGCGUGGUGGCAGGUGUUUAAUGACGACCUUACCAAGCCAAUCAUUGAUAAUAUUGUGUCUGAUCUCAUUCAGAUUUAUACCAUGGACACAGAGAUCCCCUAAGGUCCUGGCCCAGGCCUGCCCAAAGAGAAGCCCAGGAUGGUCGGCUGCCUGGGUACAUUGUCACCAUGUCGCCAUGACGGCUGGUCCCCACAGGACCAGCUGGGAGGACUGGUUGUGCUGCUGGAGAAGUGCUGGAGAAGGCGAUGGCUUGCUGCCGCUUUGCCAGUCCCUAGCAGUCGCGGUGCAGGUGAUGGUGGGAGCCGCGCCUCCAGCGGGCAGGCCGGGAGUGUACUGUGUGCAUCUGACCCAAGGCAGCCACAUCUGCGUUUGUCCUUUGAGAGGACUUUGACUACAAUACAGGCAUGACAUCAAUGAAAGGAAAGUCAUGAAAUCGAUGAGACUGAAUCCCUAUGGAUUUCUUAAAAGCCAGAUUUGUAGGGAGAAUGAAUGUGCAACGUGGCUGAAAUCUAUUUUGUGUAAUAAAAGGUGAUACAAGUCAA
This is a messenger RNA of Gorilla gorilla gorilla (western lowland gorilla), 1539 nucleotides long. RefSeq names its product cyclin Q (gene CCNQ). Gene Ontology annotation, biological process: regulation of transcription by RNA polymerase II. The record is from RefSeq and is a predicted model, not a curated record. NCBI's taxonomy places the organism in Eukaryota, Metazoa, Chordata, Mammalia, Primates, Hominidae. Bases 479 to 1099 code for a protein of 206 amino acids. Gene Ontology annotation, molecular function: cyclin-dependent protein serine/threonine kinase regulator activity. The transcript is spliced from 5 exons.